AGCCGACAUGCACUGCGUUUUGUUUCCGCCACCGUCAGCGCGAAGGUUCGCUUUCCUACCAUAACCACUGAAUCGUUGUGUGUUGCAACCUUCCCUACCUAUUUUCUCACCUUAAAUGGUUCAACGUUUUUAACAGUCAUAGUGAGGCCAUCGGAUUUGUUCAUGUUUCCUUCAUCAUCCCUGUAGCGCCUCAUAAAUGUCUUUAUGAUUCGCUCAUUUUCCUUGAGAAGUGGGUUCAUUGCAGACGGUCGAAACAAUGGAUGGGAACCAGGAAAGCAAUGAAUGUCCAGUUUCAGGAAGUUCCGAAGAGCCCCCUGAUUCAAAUAUGAAUGAAAUCUCUGCAAGCAAUAGCAAUACCUGGUUUCAUUUGAAAACUAUAACCACAUUUAAUUCAGACUUCUCAACUCAAACAUGUUCAAGGGAACAGUACCAUUCCCAAAGUGAGAACCAGACAUCCAAUAAUGAAUGUUUGUGUCAAAAAGCUGACUUAGGUGGUAUUAAAAUCAACAAUAAGAAUAUAGAGACAAGAGCUUCCUCUUGCUCAAAAAUUGAAGGAUGCCUUAGAUCAGAACACAUUGAGGUCCUCUCAUCUCCAUUCCAAGAUGUACCUAUACUGCCACUCAAAGACUCAGAAUCUGCUGCCAAAGAGGUGCCCAAGCCAACUCAAAAACACAGAAGAACGAGACGUAGAAGCCAAAGUAAUAGUUUAUCAGAAGGCCACCUUCCUCAUGGUAUUGCAGCGGACCCAGUUAGUCACUUUUCAGUAAGCUCUAGUUCACAUCGAAACGGCACUGUGAGUGAUGUUGGUGCUGUUAAUCCUACCAGUGAUAGCAUGAGGCCCUGCACACCAACUCCUGUUCAAAGUUUGACUCGUUUUUCCCCAACAAGUUUACUUGUUGAGUCCUUGAUUGAUCAACUUUGUAAAUUGAUGGAGAAAGACAGUGGAAAGCAAAAAAAGCUGUAUCAUGUCAUAUGUGAAAGACUUCAUCAAAUGCGACUCAUUGAUGAUACUUACACCAUUGAAGAAUUCCAAUUCAUGCGAAGUCACUAUCAGAAGGCUUUGUAUCAGCUACUGGCUGUAGCUAAAUCAUCAACCCAGUCACCAUCUGGUCGGAACAUCCUUUUACCACUGCCAAGCUCAAAUAUGAAUGUUGACAUUAAAAUGAGCUCAGAACAGGUUUUAGAAUGGUCUCGUUACCAACAUGAAUACCAUGAGUUAGAAUAUAUUGCAAAGGGUGGCUUUGGUCAUGUGUACAAAGCUCGGAAUAAGUUAGACGGUGGUGAAUAUGCCAUCAAAAAAAUAUUUCUCAGGUACCGAUAUGUGGAAGGAUUCCUCAGAAGCCUUAAAGAAGUGAAGAUGCUUGCUCGACUUAACCACCCUAAUAUUGUAUCAUACAAAGCUGCCUGGCUGGAGCCAUUAGAUGAUGAUACUGCCAAAACUCACAGAUCUUCUCCCAGUAGUGAGUCUCAAGAAGCAUCUUUGUCUGUAGUUUCUUUAAAUGCUGAUUCUCGGUUCCCUCUCCCUCAAGCUUGUCCAGAAACAGCUGAUGAUUCUCUCGAUAUUGUAUUCCUUGAGUCUUCCUCUGAUACAAAAAAUAAAAAUGUCCCCAGCAGUGUUGUCAAACCAAAGCAAUCUGGAAGUCAUCCUCUUUCAAACAUCUUGGAGACAUCAGAAUCAACCAACUCUGACAACAGCAAUUCUCUCAACUCAUCUCUGCAACUCGGGAGUAGUGGUGAUUCAGGAAGCUCAAGUAGUACCUCAGGAAAAGCAGCAGUGUGUCCCAUGAAUGCUAAAGAAACUAAAAGAAAAAACUCAACUACUGUAAGAAAUUGGGCAACACUUUAUGUUCAAAUGCAGUUAUGUGAACGAACUUUGAGACAAUGGUUGGAUGUGAGGAAUGCUUCUUUGCCAGCUUGUCCUUUGUCUCCUGAUUCUAGUGAUGGAAAUCUGGCUCUUAAUCUUUUUCGAAAGAUAGUGAGAGGUGUUGAUUACAUUCAUGCCCAAGGCAUAGUUCAUCAUGACAUCAAACCCAGCAAUAUUUUUGUAAAUUCAAACUUGAGAGAAGUCCAAGUAGGAGACUUUGGAUUAUCGUGUUGUAUCCUCAGCAGAGUUGAUAGCACAGGUGUCAUAGGCGAACACCAUGGAGAAGUUGGGACGAGAAUGUAUGCAGCUCCAGAACAAUUACGGGGUAAAUGUUCUUCAAAGAGUGAUUUGUUCAGUCUUGGCAUUGUUUUUCUUGAACUGCUUCAACCAUUUCAUACUGAUAUGGAAAGAAGUAAAGUUAUCCACCAGUUAAGAGCAGGUCAGCUCCCAUCAGAAUUAACAACUAUGUGGCCUCAUGCUGCCAGACUGAUCAGUGAUUUGAUUACCUCAUCUCCAAUGGCAAGACCAACAGCAAGUGACCUUCUUCAACGUGUAGAUUCUUUGUUGCGGGCUUUCUUGGAACAUGACAUUCAUUCUCAGUUGGCUUCAAAAGAUGAAACCAUUCGACUAUUGAAAGAGGCUGUUGCAUCCAGGGACCAAGAAAUUGCGGAACUCCGACAAAGACUGUCUACAUUUGAAAAUAAACAGUAAACCCUCAAUUGUAAUAGUUUAUCAAGUUUGUAUUGAUAUGUCAUGAUAAAAAUGAAAGUAGCCCAUGGGCCUUAUUAAAAUUUUAGUAUUUUUA
This is a messenger RNA of Thrips palmi, 2669 nucleotides long. Its product is annotated as eukaryotic translation initiation factor 2-alpha kinase 1-like. Gene Ontology annotation, biological process: protein phosphorylation. The coding region runs from base 257 to 2575 and encodes 772 amino acids. Gene Ontology annotation, molecular function: ATP binding; protein kinase activity. The transcript has 11 exons. NCBI's taxonomy places the organism in Eukaryota, Metazoa, Arthropoda, Insecta, Thysanoptera, Thripidae. The record is from RefSeq and is a predicted model, not a curated record.